Messenger RNA from Salmo salar (Atlantic salmon), 2730 nucleotides. RefSeq names its product cdc42 effector protein 2. Gene Ontology annotation, cellular component: plasma membrane; cytoskeleton; cytoplasm. Lineage: Eukaryota; Metazoa; Chordata; Actinopteri; Salmoniformes; Salmonidae. The record is from RefSeq and is a predicted model, not a curated record. Gene Ontology annotation, molecular function: small GTPase binding. Gene Ontology annotation, biological process: positive regulation of actin filament polymerization; positive regulation of pseudopodium assembly; Rho protein signal transduction.
UGUCACACCUCCACAAUAAGAGCUGACCCUCUAUUCCAGAGAUUAUUGGGACUAGAAGACUACCUGAGAGAAGAUAGUCACAAGAGAGAAGACACAGACAGAGAUAUUGAUAAAUCAGGGUGGAGGGACCGAAGGUUUAUCACUUUAAACUAACACAACCCAGAGACACAGGUGAGCUGAUAAGGCAGUCUAGCUCAGUUUGUGUCUGUGCUUUAGGGUAGUAGACCGUGUCAGUGUUUCAGAGUCAGGGGCGCUUUUCGCACAUGGAACGUCUAGAGAGCUGUGUGUUCUAAAACUGCAGAGAAGAGCGAGAAGAGCAAAUAUACUGAGAAAGCAUAGAAAGACUGCUUCCUGAUCACAUCACUUGUGUGGAAACAAAGAUAGACACCGAGCUGCCUAAAGGUCAACUGAACCCUUCAACUGAGUGACCUCCACUUCAACCUAAAAGUGUUGAACUCACUGACGGUACACGCCAUUAAGUCCAAGAUGCCUCUGAAGACCACCUUGUACCUCAAAUCAGCCAGCAUGCGCUGGCCCCGCAAGCAGAAGCGCCGUGAGCUGCUAUCAGUCAACAUGAUCAGCCUACCCCUGGGUGACUUCCGCCACCUCUCCCACAUCGGAUUGGAUGCCCACGGGGAUGUCUUUGGCGACCUCACAACCUUCCAGCGGACCGGUAGUCUCAUCCUCCACAGCUCUCAAAGCCACCAGGACCUCUACUCCAACAUCACCCCCAAUGAGACCCCCCCACCCCCACCCAAGCCCCCACGCCUCCUCAGCCCAGAAGAGAUGGAUGCACAGGCCGCCAAAGCCAGAACACUUCCCCAGGCUUCCAGGCACCAGAGGUGCCUCUUUCCGCCUUUACUGGAUGUUGUGGAGGUGGUGGAGCAUGACAGGUUGCACCACGAAGAGGAGGUAAAGCAGGAGCAGGAAAAGAAGGAGGAGGGAGGGUUAACGAUGGGGCCGGAUGGAUCCGAAUUGAACACGGCUCCCCAACAGGCUCCUUGUCCCCCAGUGGAGGCCCCUCCAGGGGUCGAUGAAGACUCGUCUUUUGUCCUGAACCUUGACUUGGGGCCGUCCAUACUAGAAGAUGUGCUGCAAGUGAUGAACCAGCUUCACCAGUGAGACUUUGGGAAGUGUGGCCCUCAUGUAAUAUAUUUUAUUCUAAGGGCCUUUCAAGAAGCCCAAAAUAUAUAGGGGAGAAAAACUAAAAGUUCCUUCCUUUCUAAUGGGGAUUGAAAGGGGUUGUGUCAUGGAUGGAUAAAUGGGCUGGACUAUUUUCAAUUGCCAGGACGCUAAUUGGCACAUUUAGUUUUAAUUACUGUCUUCAUAGAAGACAGAUUGUAUAAAAUGUUCUUAUAUUGGAUGCAAGAUGAUAUGAGCCUCUAUUGUUAGUUUGGCUAACUAGAGCAAUGUGUCAUAUCUGGGUCAACGCUUUGUACGGUUGCCUUUCUCAGGUGAAAGCUCUGUGAGCCAAUGACACUCCACCCGGAUCAUGUGACUUUUGUAACGCAGGUGUAUAGAGGAGACAUGUUGUGAAAGGUAAGAAAGACAGACGGUAAACUACGUAUGAGACAUAGCUGUGAGGCAGAUGUUUAUGACUUAUGCUUGUCUGACAACUUCUAUUGUGAAACACUGAAAUAAGACUGGUGGAUUUUGCUUUUCAAUGUUUAGGCCUACUAUACAGGGACAAUGAACACUAGCUGUCCCAUAGUCAGACAUAUGCAGUAGCAAUAAGGACAGAAGCUGGGUUGUUCUACGAAAUGAGUCCCUUUUGCGUCCCUUUGAUAUUUUAUGUCUAAAUUGUGCACCAAUAUAAUAUUUUAAAAGCCUUUUUUUAUAUGAAUCAAUACUUGCUAAAGUGCCAAAUCUAUGCACCCUCUGUGACUUCUAGGAAGAUUUUAACCCCGACAUUUCUCCAAGUUGUCACCAUCAUUGUAAAGCCCUAGUUGUUUUGUUGCUUCGACAAAGUCAUUUCUUCAUGUGAUUAGUGAUCAAUUUUUAGGUAAAAAAAACCAACGUGUCCCUCAUUUUAAGGUCAACCCUGUUACGUGAACUGAACUGUUACUUUAAAAAAACAUUGAACAUCUAAUAGUCAAAUCAUAAUGUAAUUUCUGUUUUUUUUUGUGUUGAAAUACUGAGUGGGUCGAGCAUAAAACGUCAAACUUGUUACCCAUAGAUUGACAAUUACACAUUUUUGUAUAGCUUGCAUUCAAUUGCUCCUUCCUGUUGCACACAACAAGCUUCCAUUCCUCAUGUCACAAGGGGAUUUAUGGCUGAUUUAAGAUGAAAUCGUCAACCCUGUUACAUUACAGAAUGUUAAAAUUAGGUGAAAUAAAACGUUAUUUUUGCACAACCCAAAAGGGACUUAUUUCGUAGAACGACCCAGCAGACUCACUAGCGUGUAUACGAUAGGCCUAUUUUAUAUUUCUUGUUUUUCUUACCAACUACUCAAGGGGAAAGUUCAAAUCUUUAGGAAUAUAAAACGGUAUAAGUCUAUUAAAAGUUAUUACAUGGUUUAUGGUGUGACUGUGAACAGUAUCAGUCUAUAAUAAAUGUCUUUAGAAAAUCAAAGCUCACCGACAAUCCUCUCGUUGUUCAUAUCAUAAUCUUUUAGAUAUAAUUUUGUUUUGGCUAAGGUGGAGCAUGAACUCUGCCUAGCACAAGGAAAUCACAUUUGUGCAAAAUCUGUACCGUAAGUUUUAAUUUAUAAAAUAAAAACCAUAAAGCCAA